UUUUAUCUUAAUAAUUCAUUUCGACAGGUAAGCUUGGAAGAAAAAGAGCAGAAUCUUGAAAAGACAGUUGAUGAAAUUGAAGCUGAUGAUGCUGCAGAGGCCAGCUUACCAAUCAAGCAGUUAAAUGAGCAUGACGAAUUAUUUGAAAUCUAUUGCAGCAAUUUAAUUGUAUCUUUUUUUAGAAUUCUUGUAGCAAAUUUCUCUCAGGAACAAUUGGCCAGGUACGAAUCUUUCAGACGGUCGUCCUUCCCAAAGAGCAUCAUUAAACGGUUAAUUCAUCAGUGUACAGGAGUAGCACCCGGUCAGAAUGUUGUCAUCGCUGUAGCUGGUCUAGCCAAGGUCUUUGCCGGUGAACUUGUUGAAGAAGCAUUAGAUAUUCAAAAGAAGAUGGGUGAGGGAUGCGAACCGCUCAAGCCAAGAUCUGUAGAAUUAGCUUAUGAAAGUUUGUGGGAUAAAGGAAAAUUAUUUCCUCCUCACGGAUCACGUAAGAACCCAUUCAUAUGA
This is a messenger RNA of Dracunculus medinensis (Guinea worm), 504 nucleotides long. The record is from the annotation of a GenBank genome assembly. NCBI's taxonomy places the organism in Eukaryota, Metazoa, Nematoda, Chromadorea, Rhabditida, Dracunculidae.